Molecule: messenger RNA, 1761 nt
Organism: Planococcus citri (citrus mealybug)
Lineage: Eukaryota; Metazoa; Arthropoda; Insecta; Hemiptera; Pseudococcidae
Product: nicotinamide/nicotinic acid mononucleotide adenylyltransferase 3-like
Exons: 7
Coding region: 314-1213 (299 amino acids)
Biological process (GO): NAD+ biosynthetic process
Molecular function (GO): nicotinate-nucleotide adenylyltransferase activity; nicotinamide-nucleotide adenylyltransferase activity
Source: RefSeq, a predicted model, not a curated record
UUGAAAAUAAUGUUUGUUUUCAUUCUAUUUUACCCUUGACUCGGCGUAGAAACAAUUGUCGAUUGUCGUAUUCUCUUAUCAGUGUGCCAGUGUGCACUUUCUUAUCGUAGUCCAAUUAAAUGGUUGAAAUUUUGCGGUGCAAUGAAAUUCCAUUCGUAUGUCGCAUGAAAACGUUUCCAUCACAGAAUAUGGAUUAUCGCGAUUGGAACAUCUAACAGCAAUGUCAACUUGACCAAGUUUGCCAAAAACUGCGAUUUUAUACAAUCAAUUAAUUUACUGAUUAUAAAAUUAUUUUCCGGUACGCAGUUUCGAAAUGAUUCGCGAAGAAAUUGUGCUCCUUAUGUGCGGUAGUUUCAAUCCUAUCACGAAUAUGCACCUUAGAAUGCUCGAAAUUGUUCGAGACCAUUUCACCGAUCUAGGAUUCGACGUAAAACAAGGAUUCAUCUCGCCGGUACACGACAAAUACGGCAAAACAGAUUUGGUACCGAUAAACCAUCGUGUUAAUAUGAUCAAAAAUGCCAUAAAGUCAUCCGAUUGGAUACAUUUAUCGACUUGGGAAGCCGAACAAUCUGACUGGACUCCAACGUAUAAAGUUUUAAAGCACCAUCAAGAUAGAUUAAAUGGGCUAUUAAACAAUACGAACAUUAAUGGUAAUUCAUCUCACGACGUAAAUGGUAAUUCUUUCGAUUAUAGAGUUACCGUAAGAUUGGUUUGCGGUGGUGAUGUACUGAAUAGCCUCUCAGUACCUGGUUUAUGGAAAGAAUCUGAUAUACAUGGAAUAUUGACUGAACAUGGUAUAGCCUGCGUUACCAGGUGCGGCUACGAUAUCGAUAAAAUUAUCUACGAGAAUGAUCGAUUAUUUGCAAAUAAAAGACAUAUUUACAUUGUUAAAGAACAUAUUGAAAACGCGGUCAGUUCAACUGCUAUUAGAAAAGCCUGCUUGAGAGGUUUGAGUAUCAAGUAUUUAGUUCAAGACGGCGUAGAAAGAUACAUAAAAGACCACAAACUAUAUUCCUAUCAUAAAUAUAAGUAUAGUACGAAAGACACGAUCAGAAUACCAGCUGAAAUAUUUAACGAUUAUAAGAAGUAUCCUACGAAUAAUUCUAAAUUAUCAGUCGAUAUCAGUUCGUCUAAAACGCAAAAGAAAACACAACGUAAAAAGAAAAUUAAGGAAGAUCCAGUUAUUACUAGUAAACGUCUACGAAGAAAGUGAUUUAGUUGCGAUGAAUUUUUAAUUCGCAAUCUGUUCCAUGAGAGUUUUUCGUGGUUGAUUUUUUUCUCGAUAUACAUUUGCAUCCUUUGAAAUAUUUUAUAUACGUAAUUAUCCAUGGUGUUUGAGAAUUUGUUUGUAUUAUGAUAUCAUUUUAAGAGAAUAUUUGCGCCGGGAAUAUACCAGUUACCUACUGUUGAGUUUGAGAAAUUUUAUAUAUUGUAUGUUAUUGAAUUAUCUUUCGAAUAAUUUGACGAAGGUCGGACAAUAAUGAAGGUUAUCAAUAAUGAUUGGAAACUGAUCAAUUUUGUAUUGUUGAUUUUGAAAAUUAAUUCACAAUCACCAAUGUCACCAUAGUAUACUUUUGUAUGAAAUUUGCAUAAAUUCACAACUACGAAGAUAAUUUAUGGCUUAGUUACCAAGUAUUGUUUGAUUAGGUUGUCUAGGAGAGAUAUUUAUAUAUACGAUAAUGAUUAUUUGGCUCACAAUAACGGAGCUAACCGGUACUCUUAUUGAAUGUUCAAAUAAACACAUUUGAGUAAAUUGACAAA